AUGACAGAAGCUCCUCCUCCACGACGGAGGAAACGCGGAAGGCGGUCUAUGACGGGAUGCCGGACCUGCCGCGCUCGCCGCAUCAAAUGCGAUGAAGCUCCCACCCAAUGCAACAACUGCGCCUCCGCAGGGCUGAAGUGCGAGGGCUAUGACUUGUGCCGUUUGCCAAUCAAGAGGAAGAGCCCGCUGGGAAGGAUUCCAGAAGUGGAGCUGUGCCUGGCCUGGGUGCCGACCGCGGACGAGAAACGGUGCUUCUCCUAUUUCCAAUAUCGUUCCAUCCCAAGCCUGGCCGGAUUCUUCGACUCCCAGUUAUGGCAGCAACUGGCUCUGCAGAUGAGUCGCGCCGACCCGGCCGUGUACCAUGCCGCGAAUGCGCUCAGCGCCCUCCACGAAGACUCCGAGACAACCAAGCUGUUGCUAGUUGGCGAAAACCUCCGGCGACCCCUACAUCGCUUCGCACUUGAACAGGCUAGCAGAUCGUUUGCCCUCCUAAACCGACGCUGUGCUUCCCAGGAUCCCGAACGCCUCGAAAUAGUACUGCUAUGCUGUCUGCUCUUUGUGCUCGCCGAGUUGCUAUUGGGACAGUAUACCAGAGCUCUGCAGCAUUUGCAAGGUGGCCUCCAGAUCUUAAAGGAGGCACAACAAAUCUCGAAACAGUGUAUCCCCCAUUGCGUUAUCCAGGCACUCCGGCAGCUGGACGUCCAGUCGGCGCAUUUUGGAUCCGGCCCGUUCUUAUUUGCGAACGACGGGCUCAAGGAACUGUCCGAUGAGGACUUCCUCCGCCCCCUCCACAGUCUGGAAGAAGUACGGCACAAUAUGAAUUCCCUGCUACAUCCUGGUAUCCAUUUUCUCGCCAAUCGCUGGCUGCUUUCCAGUGCGGAGGUCCAGGCCAACUACAGCAAGCUGCGCCUCAGGCAGCAGCGGAUCCUAUUUCUAUAUACUCGUUUCCGCCACCAAUUUGAGACAUUUUACGAUCAUUAUUAUCCUACUUUGAGCUACAGGGGGCAACAAAGCGCGGAUAUUAUUCGAUUACAAUAUCGUAGUCAGCUCGUCACGGUCAAGACUUGUCUGAUGAAGAAACCUGUACCUAAUGAUUUGACCCCCGACUACGAGGCGCUCCUCCUAGCCCAUGAGGCAUACAUGGCCAAGUUCCCGGAACGUCCGACAAUUACCCUGGAUUUAGGAAUUAUUCCAGGGCUCCAUACGGUGGCUGUGAAUUGCCCGCGAUAUUCCAUCAGACUCAGAGCAAUCAAAGCGUUGCUUUCCUGGCCCCAUUAUGAAGGUAUCAUUAGCUCGACCUUUGCCGCUUCGAUCGCCGUGGUGUCUCUAAAAGCAGAAUUGGAGGCCAAAGACCAGAAUGCAUCCUCUAUUAUUGGCGAACCAGAAGCGGAACUUGCUCGGUAUUUAUUUGACACGGUGACGUCUACGCAGAAUAUCCCUAACUGGACCACCGUCCGCGCUUCUCGAUUUUUGGAGCAUUAUAAGGAAACAAAACCAUCGCCUAGUCCGGAGAGUGACCUGGAUCGACAAAAGAAACUAGUAUAUCGCUAA
Molecule: messenger RNA, 1551 nt
Organism: Aspergillus bombycis
Lineage: Eukaryota; Fungi; Ascomycota; Eurotiomycetes; Eurotiales; Aspergillaceae
Product: Zn(II)2Cys6 transcription factor domain-containing protein
Exons: 2
Coding region: 1-1551 (516 amino acids)
Biological process (GO): regulation of DNA-templated transcription
Molecular function (GO): DNA-binding transcription factor activity, RNA polymerase II-specific; zinc ion binding
Source: RefSeq, a predicted model, not a curated record